AUGAAGAAAAACAUCAUAGUACUAAACCCUUUAACUUUUUCUUUCUUUCUCUUCAUUAUUACCCUCUUCUCUCACUCCCAAAACGACGACGCUUCAAUCAUGUUAUCUCUCAAAAAAGCUAUCAACCCACCCGUUUCACUCGGUUGGUCCGACCCGGAUCCAUGUAAGUGGACCCACGUUUCAUGCUCCGACGACAAUCGUGUUACUCGAAUCCAAAUCGGUCGUCAGAAUCUCCGCGGCACACUCCCUCUGAAUCUCCAUAACUUAACCGAGUUACAACACUUGGAGCUUCAGUUCAACAAUUUCUCGGGUCCUCUCCCGAGUUUAAACGGGUUAAACUCGCUUCAAGUAUUCAUGGCGAGUAGUAACGGUUUUACGGUGUUUCCUGGAGAUUUUUUUGCUGGGAUGUCUCAGCUUGUUUCUGUGGAGAUCGAUGAUAACCCUUUUGAGCCUUGGGAGAUUCCUGUGUCUCUUAAAGAUGCUUCUUCGCUUCAGAAUUUUUCUGCUAACAAUGCUAAUGUGAAGGGUAAGUUACCGGAUUUUUUUGGUGAUGAUGUUUUUCCUGUUCUGACCCUUUUGCAUUUGGCCUUCAAUAGUCUUGAGGGUGUGUUGCCGAAGAGUUUUUCUGGUUUAAAGGUUGAGUCUUUGUGGUUGAAUGGUCAGAAGAGUGAUGGUAAGCUUACUGGGUCGGUUGAGGUUUUGCAGAAUAUGACUUCUUUGACUGAGGUUUGGUUGCAUUCUAAUGCUUUUAACGGUCCUUUACCUGGUUUUGAAGGGUUGAAGGAUUUAGCAGUUUUGAGUUUAAGGGAUAACUCUUUCACCGGUGUUGUUCCCAGUUCAUUGGUUAGCUUGAAGUCGCUUAAAGUUGUGAACUUGACUAAUAACUUGUUUCAGGGUCCUGUGCCUGUUUUUGGUGCUGGGGUUGAGGUUGAUAAUGUUAAGGAUUCUAAUAGCUUUUGUUUGUCUAGUCCUGGUGAUUGUGAUGCUAGAGUGCAGGUUCUUCUUUCUAUUGUUGGGGCUAUGGGUUAUCCUUUGAAGUUUGCUGAGAGUUGGAAGGGGAAUGAUCCUUGUGUUAAUUGGAUUGGGAUUACUUGUAGUGACGGGAACAUUAGUGUUGUUAAUUUUCAAAAGAUGGGUCUUAGUGGUGUCAUAUCUCCGGAGUUUGCUAAGCUUAAGUCGCUGCAAAGACUUAUUCUUUCCGAUAACAAUAUCACGGGUUUGAUUCCUAAUGAGCUUACUACUUUGCCAAUGCUAACUCAGUUGAAUGUUGCAAACAAUCAUCUCUAUGGAAAAACACCUAGUUUCAAGAGGAAUGUAGUUGUGACUACUAGUGGAAACAUUGAUAUGGGGAAGGAUAAGAGCAGUCUUUCACCUCAGGGGUCGCUGUCUCCUAAUGGUACUGAUGCGAAUGUCGGAAAUGGUGGGAGUUCUGGAAAUGGUGGCAAAAAGCCUUCUCGUGUAGGAUUGAUUGUGUUUGCUGUUGUUGGUGCUGUUUUUGUGGCCUCUUUGAUUGGUUUCUUUGUCUUCUGCUUGCUAAGGAUGAAGCAAAAGAAGUUAAGUAGGGUGCAGAGUCCGAAUGCACUAGUUAUUCACCCUCGGCAUUCUGGAUCAGAUAACGAAAGUGUGAAGAUAACAGUUGCAGGUUCGAGUGUCAGUGUUGGAGGCGUGAGUGAAGGUCACGCCGUGCCCAACAGUGAGAUGGGAGAUAUUCAAAUGGUUGAAGCGGGAAACAUGGUCAUUUCAAUACAGGUUUUAAGGAGUGUUACAAACAAUUUCAGCGAGAAAAAUAUAUUGGGACAAGGAGGUUUUGGAACGGUUUAUAAAGGUGAACUCCACGAUGGUACAAGAAUUGCAGUGAAAAGAAUGGAGUGUGGGGCAAUAGCCGGCAAGGGUGCGUCCGAAUUUAAGUCUGAAAUUGCUGUUUUGACAAAGGUUCGUCACCGGCAUCUUGUUGCUCUUCUCGGAUACUGCUUGGAUGGGAACGAGAAGCUUCUUGUGUAUGAGUACAUGCCUCAGGGGACCUUAAGUAGAUAUAUUUUUAAUUGGCCGGAAGAAGGGCUCGAACCACUUGCAUGGAAUAGGAGAUUGAUCAUUGCCUUAGAUGUCGCUAGGGGUGUCGAGUACCUUCAUAGCUUGGCUCAUCAAAGCUUCAUACACAGAGACUUAAAACCUUCAAACAUUCUCCUUGGAGAUGAUAUGAGGGCCAAGGUCGCAGAUUUUGGUCUUGUGCGUCUCGCUCCCGAAGGGAAAGCCUCAAUUGAAACAAGAAUUGCAGGAACUUUUGGAUAUUUAGCUCCGGAAUAUGCAGUUACCGGCCGCGUGACAACUAAAGUUGAUGUAUUCAGCUUUGGAGUAAUACUGAUGGAGCUGAUAACUGGAAGAAAAGCACUUGACGAGAGCCAACCCGAGGAUAGCAUGCACCUUGUAGCAUGGUUCCGAAGAAUGUACUUAGAUAAGGACUCAUUCCGCAAGUCCAUCGACCCCACAAUUGAUAUCAACGAGGAAACACUCGCUAGUAUUCACACCGUAGCAGAGUUAGCUGGUCACUGCAGUGCAAGGGAGCCAUAUCAAAGACCAGACAUGGGACACGCGGUUAACGUGCUUUCAUCUCUUGUUGAACAAUGGAAACCGUCCGAUUCAAAUUCCGAAGAUAUAUACGGUAUCGACCUUGACUUGUCUUUACCACAAGCACUCAAGAAAUGGCAAGCUUAUGAAGGUGCAAGUCAAUUGGAGUCGACGUCUUCUUCUUCGCUUCUUCCAAGUUUGGAUAACACUCAAACGAGUAUACCUACUCGUCCAUACGGAUUUGCCGAUUCUUUCACGUCGGCAGAUGGUAGAUGA
Lathyrus sativus (Indian pea) is the source of this 2841-nucleotide messenger RNA. The record is from the annotation of a GenBank genome assembly. Lineage: Eukaryota; Viridiplantae; Streptophyta; Magnoliopsida; Fabales; Fabaceae.